Messenger RNA from Cantharellus anzutake, 1664 nucleotides. RefSeq lists its product as uncharacterized. The record is from RefSeq and is a predicted model, not a curated record. NCBI's taxonomy places the organism in Eukaryota, Fungi, Basidiomycota, Agaricomycetes, Cantharellales, Hydnaceae. The transcript is spliced from 3 exons. Bases 296 to 1459 code for a protein of 387 amino acids.
UUUCGUGUUCCUUUCUUACUCACGAGGCAUGGAACUCAUGUGGUUGGACAUCUGCUUUCCGCUUUAUUAGCUUUGCAAUCUGCUCAUUUCGGAUGUCAUCCUGCAGAUUGGAAAGGGACGUGUACCGGUGACCAGAGUGCCUCUUCGGCAAGCAGAGACGAUCUUCGGGAACCCUGCCCAACUUGUCACUCGCCGUGGUGGUGGUUCAGAUGCUCGCCUCGUACUUCAAUGCAAGCUUCUCGAUGCUACACUUCAAGCAUUGAAGGUGUGCGUCUCCGAGCAUGAUCUUCAUGAAAUGGGUGUGGAACGGUGGGCGGACACAGUAGACGAUGGGCUCCGCAAACUCGACUGGUGGCAUGGCGCCUUCGCUCCCAUUGCUGCUUUGAGUGAGCCUGAAGAGGCGCUACAAAUGACGAUCAUCAGACUCCAGUAUCACUUCUGCCGGAUUACAAUUUUGAUCAGGAGUUUCCUUCUCUUGAGAAAGUGCUGGUUGGAUUGGAGCGAGCAGCCUGUGCGUGAACCAUAUGACGAGUCGCGCUUUAGCAGGUUCGCAGCGGCCGCAAGCAUGAUAUCUGGUAAAUGGGUUGCACAGCUCGCCGGGGCAGGCGAGGCUCUGCUUAUCGAGGCUCUAUCCCUUCGUCGUCCCACGUAUGGGAAAAAGCAGCCCUGGUCUGGCAUGUCAUCCGUCAAUCCUCCGCCGCCCUUGGCUUUCGCUCCGGAUUGCAUGUGUUGGAUGGUGAUGUUUGCACCCGUGUUGCAGAUCAAGACGAACAUCAUAUAUAUGAGUGUUCUUGAUCGGCCCGUCCAAAACGCUCAAGCGAGGCGCGGUUUACUGAGCAAGAUUUUGGAUACUUUGCGCGAGGCCGUUCCGGUUUGGGUCGCGGGUGAGGAAGAUGGGAACCCCACUGUGGAGCCCCCCAGCACGCUUCCCGCUCGUUGCAUGGAUGCAUUGACAGCUCUUAUCAAACUUUGGGACAUCCGAACUGAGGAAUGCAAGGGCCGCGAGAUGCGGAAGGCUGCGAAUAAGUCUAACGCUCAAGCCAAGAGCCUAUCUUCGAAGGACGCCGCUCAACGAUAUCCGGGUUCUAGUUCUCGGGGUCACGUACUCAACUUGGAUCAGGUGGAUGAUGAACGAGAUGAACUGGAAUCGGACACGGAAGACCCGCCUGCCCAUAGCGCGACGGGACGCCUCAGUCUCACAACUCACGGUGGAUCACCCUCACUCCGUAUUAAUGACAGCGGGAACCCCUCACAACCGCCAACGUCCUCUGCAAGCUCAACAGCCGUUGCCAAUGAUACUUCAGAACCACUGGAUCUUAAUGCCUUUACUGGCUUUGAUUUGAGCGUGUUCGAAAAUGCGCCAUCUUUCCUUGACUCGCAAAUGCUAUCUGAUCCCAACUUUGCCGUUGUGUUGGACCCACAAUAUAUGGGACAAACGACCCCAUCUUUUGGAUAUUGAACAUUUUGAUUGUGUUGCGAUCGAUUCAGUCUCGGCCUCUUCCAUCAACCUGUUGUUUCAUGAAAGACUCCUACGUGUAGUAACCGCUAGUUAUGUUGGCCUCCGGUGUAUCCUCACCUCUGUUGAGUCUUUUUGUUUCUUCUUUCUUGGAAACCUUAGAGGAACGUGUGAUGUCACAACUUCUGUUGCUACAGCCCUGUAUAUA